UCUUACAGCGGAUGUUGUUGUCAGCUGACAGUACUUCCUCCUCGCGUAUUUCUCCUGUGUGAUUUCACCCACAAUUAUCAUCUUUUUCAUUUCAAACACGCUGAAAUAUUUAAUGUGGAGGGAACACAGAAAUAAAUGAAAUGUCUGCGAAACCAACUUGUUUGAUAGUGGCGAGUGCUUCUCCUCAAGGGGUGUCAGCAAAGUCUUUCUAUCAGUCCUUCAGUCUUUGUACCGCAGCGUUUAAUCUCCAAACAGCCACUCCUGGGGGGAAGCCAAUAGACUUUGUUGGAGUCGAUGAAAGCACUGCUAGAUGGGUGCAAGACUUCAAGGUGAAACCCUACGCAACACCAGCCAAACUUGAGUCUAUAGACGGGGCCCGCUACCAGGCGCUGCUCAUCCCGGACUGCCAUGGAGCGCUGAAUGACCUGGCACACAGCGGCUCUCUGCACCGCAUUCUCACACACUUCAUCUCUCACCAAAAGCCGGUUUGUGCAGUUGGACAAGGAGUGUCGGCGCUGUGUUGUGCCACUGAGGGACAGAGCUGGAUCUUCAGUGGCUACAGCUUAACAGGGCCAUCAGUGUUUGAACUGGUGCGGAGGCCUGACUUUGCCAACCUGCCCUUGGUUGUGGAAGACUUUGUGAAAGACAGUGGUGGGUCAUACACAGCAAGUCAAGAAGACUCUGUGCACGUAGUCAUAGACAGACACGUAAUAACUGGUCAGAAUAUGCAGUCGACCUCACUUGCUGUAAAUAAUCUAAUCCUGCUCUGUAGUGCCAAGUAAAAAUAGAAAAUGUUGGAGCUUAUUUGUACCACAUUUAUAUUCAUGAACAUUCAUCUCAGACGUUGGAAGAUGCUGGGUCGGCACAGAUGUUUGGCAACACUGUAAAUACAAAUUCAUUACUUGUCAAUGCUUGUUAUUAUAAACCUAACUUUAAAAAAACCCCACAAAAAAACAAACACACAAAAUGUCUUGAUUUGAAAAUUAAAAAAAAAAAAAAAAGAUAAACUUGGGGUGUCAAGAGUAGAUGCAGAUCCAUUGAAGAUGUUGAGGAUGCAUCUUCACUGCCAGCAAAGCUGCACCCAGGAGCAGAAAUGUUUGCGGGCAAUGGAGCGCAAAACAGCACAAGAUUUCUGUAUUUGGACUGAAGAGAGGCUGCAGAUGUUUGUGGCACAUGAACUCUGAAGGCCUCAAGAGUAUAAGCCCUCAUUUAACCUUUAUACAUAUUGAUGAUCAUGCAGCCUCUGUUGUUGAAUGGAGAUGUAUUACUGCAUUCUGUACGGAAUGAAAAGUUGAAUUUUUUCACACAAUAUCAUCAAUUAAAAGGAAAACAUACUGAAGUA
Messenger RNA from Siniperca chuatsi (mandarin fish), 1342 nucleotides. RefSeq names its product glutamine amidotransferase class 1 domain containing 1 (gene gatd1). The transcript is spliced from 7 exons. Lineage: Eukaryota; Metazoa; Chordata; Actinopteri; Centrarchiformes; Sinipercidae. The record is from RefSeq and is a predicted model, not a curated record. Bases 141 to 782 code for a protein of 213 amino acids.